Molecule: messenger RNA, 627 nt
Organism: Papaver somniferum (opium poppy)
Lineage: Eukaryota; Viridiplantae; Streptophyta; Magnoliopsida; Ranunculales; Papaveraceae
Exons: 1
Coding region: 1-627 (208 amino acids)
Molecular function (GO): RNA-DNA hybrid ribonuclease activity; nucleic acid binding
Source: RefSeq, a predicted model, not a curated record
AUGGCAUUAGCAGCAACAACAUGCUGGUUUAUUUGGAAAGAAAGAUGCCUUGGAGUCUUUGAAGAUAAAGCUAGAUCACCUGAACAACUAGCUAUAGCUAUUACCAGACAUUUUGCUUACUGGCACCCAGAAAGAAAAGCCAAGACAACUGAAAUUAGCUGCACUAUUCUAAACAUGAACAUUUCUUGGAACUUACCUGUUGUUAACACUUUUAAACUUAACUGUGAUGCUUCUUGGUUGUCUGAACUUACUAAUGCUGGUUUUGGUCUUAUCAUCCGUAACUGGACAGGUACCUUCCAAGCAGCAGAAAUUGGAUGCUGCAGGACCUUCUCAGCUGAAGAGGUAGAAGUUGUAGCUCUGCUAAAGGCAACACAAUGGGCCAUCAGAAACAAUAUGCAAAAUCUGGUCAUAGAAGGGGAUAAUCAGGCAACAAUAUGGUAUCUUCAAGGAAAUAAAGUGAAUGUUCAAUUGCAAUGCGUAGCAAUAUUAGAAGAAGUUAGAGUAUUAACAGAUCAACUAGUUUCAUUUCUAGGAUUUCAGCAUGUAGAUAGAAGAGCAAACAAGGUGGCAAACUUAUUGGCCAAAAAGGGGAGAAGCUCAAGCAGCACAGUUUCUUGGAAUGAUUAG